UUUAAUUUUGACAGUUAUAGGAAAAACAGAAUGAAGGAGGCAAUGUCAAAUAACAGUACAACAAGUAUAUCUCAAGCAAGAAAAGCAGUGGAACAACUAAAAAUGGAGGCCUACUUGGACAGGAUAAAGGUAUCCAAGGCAGCUGCUGAUUUGUUGGCAUACUGUGAUGCUCAUAUGGGAGAAGAUCCACUUAUUAUACCAGUGCCUGCAUCUGAAAAUCCCUUCAGGGAGAAGAAGCUGUUGUGUACUAUUCUUUGAAUUCCCUUAAAAUUUUAAAAAAUACGUCCUUUGUGAAAAUGUUACUGAUGGUGCAUGCUUUUCCUGAAGACCUCAUCUCAGCACACAAUAAUUUAGUUCAGUAGUGACUUUCUAAGAAAACAGUACCAUUUGAGGUUACUGUAAGUAUUUUACAUGAAUGUCUAAGAUAAUGUAAACUUUUCUAUCAAUUCUCUAUAGUAAAUAUUUCUGUUGUCGAUAGUUAUUUUGUAAUGAAGGAACUCUAUUUAGUCUCAGAUGUAUGACAGUUUGCCAGUUAGCCACUUAUGUGUGUGUACGUCUGUGAGAGAAACAGUUAUUGAGAUGAGCAAUACCAACUCUGUUUUUAAAAAAAUGUUUAUUUUAGUUUAAAAAAGUGAGUUCAGCAAGUAGUGUUAUGCUUGGUGAUACCAGUGAAAAUACUGGAACUAUUCAGAAUCUAGUUUUACCACUUCAUUUUAGGGAUUAAUCUGCUAACAACCUUUGUUUUUGACUGCAUCAAAAGCAAUUCUAGAUGAUGAACAUAACAAAAACCUGCAAACCCCACUAAGACUGUGCAGAUUUUAAUCCAUAAAUCAGAAAUGACAUCCUAGAAGAUUAGUAGGAUCAGUGUGUGUAGCAUGUAUAAUUGACAGAUUGCUGCUUGGACUUCCACACAUUUAAGUAGUAUUUUAUACAAGUAAUGAGUCUUAUGCUUCCAGUUUAUAAAACAUGAACCCAGCAGUGCAGGUAGGUAUCACCUGGACACACCUUUAAUAAUUGCUUUUACCCCAGGUUUGUCUCUGAAUGCUGUUACUACAAUUUUGCAUGCAUUGAGUAAAUGUGUUUUUUAUAUCACCGCCUCAUGUUAGCUUUUAUCCUUAAACAUUUCCUUGUAUCCUCUAAAUAAAGGCAAAAGGAUUACUAUGAUUUCCCUUUUGGACUGCCACCUUUAACUUGCCUCAUACUAUGUGCUCCACAGGUUUACUGUGAUCUAAGUCUUUUCUCCUCAUUCAUGUUUUUAUGCUUUUGAUAUUAAUUUAAUAAAAAGGAUUCUGAUUUGUGA
Molecule: messenger RNA, 1300 nt
Organism: Heteronotia binoei (common prickly gecko)
Lineage: Eukaryota; Metazoa; Chordata; Lepidosauria; Squamata; Gekkonidae
Gene: GNG4
Product: G protein subunit gamma 4
Exons: 2
Coding region: 31-258 (75 amino acids)
Biological process (GO): G protein-coupled receptor signaling pathway
Cellular component (GO): heterotrimeric G-protein complex
Molecular function (GO): G-protein beta-subunit binding
Source: RefSeq, a predicted model, not a curated record